Molecule: messenger RNA, 1466 nt
Organism: Mercurialis annua (annual mercury)
Lineage: Eukaryota; Viridiplantae; Streptophyta; Magnoliopsida; Malpighiales; Euphorbiaceae
Product: probable E3 ubiquitin-protein ligase RHB1A
Exons: 5
Coding region: 247-882 (211 amino acids)
Molecular function (GO): ubiquitin-protein transferase activity; zinc ion binding
Source: RefSeq, a predicted model, not a curated record
UCAGUUAAAGUCAUUCUCUUUGCACGCAAUACAACGCCUCCUCUCUCUUUAUUUUGUUCUCUCAAAGAGAAUUGAAACGUUUUUUUCAGCUUGAAAUUGAAAUUAUUCAUCAAUCAAUUUUAUUUUUAUUCAUUUGAAUUCAGUUUAGUCCAGUUCAAAUUCUUCAUCAUAUUUCAAUCAAAUCAGGUAGUUGUUUAUGAUGCAGAGACAAGAAUGAGUUACUGGAGAUAAAGUAGAAAGAAAAUAAUGGGAGGUUGCUGUUGCUGUUCUUCUAAGGGAACUGAGAUUAAUAGUGCACCUGCUUAUUAUUAUUAUCCCAGAGCGGCAGAAGAACAUCUCCCGCUAUCAUCUCGCCAGAGUGCUGUCGGCUUCCUGUCGAGAGGACUCUUGGUUGAUACAAAUCUCGACACUUCAGUCCCUGAUGCAUAUAGGCCACCACCUCCUCCUAUCCCAUUUGAUGUGGUUAUAGGACAUCCCCAGAUUCCGCAAGGGGAUCAGGAAAGUUCCAGUCUAAAAAAUGAUCGAACAGCGGAAACAACAAAUUCUGGUUCUGUUCAAGAAACAGCUGACAUCAAUACUCGAGUAACUUCAGUUAAGUGUGAGGAUAUGAAGGAGUCAGACACCAAGGCACAAACUAAGUUAGAACUUUAUUCAGAAAAGGAGCUAGGAGUUGAGGUCUCAAAGCCGGUUGAAUCUCUUGUUUCUGCAACAGAGGAGGAGGAUUGCUGUCCCACCUGUCUGGAAGAAUAUGAUGCAGAGAAUCCAAAAAUUACCACAUUAUGCGAGCACCAUUUUCACCUAUCAUGCAUUCUUGAAUGGAUGGAAAGAAGUGACAAUUGUCCCGUUUGUGAUAAGGAAAUGAUAAUUGACCCUCCCAUUUAGCGGUUAAGCAGAAACGUCAACCUUGGUCAAGUUCUUAGCUGUUUGAAUUUAAGUAUGAGAUGCAAAAUUUAGAAAUCCACCGUCUUUUAAGUUCUUUUGCAUACACAGUUCUGUGGUCGCCACAGAUUUAGCUGCAGUUUCUUUUACUUUUUGAAGAGUCGGUGCCGUGUCAAUGCAUGAUGUCUAUGUGCCUUCAGCCUGCAAAUACAAGAAGAAACAAACUAGGAAAAAAAAUAUCGGAAUGGGAUUCUUGUCCGCUGGUUCCGAUGUUUGUUUCAACAUAGUGCAGGUGAUAUAAUACCUAUAUAUUCAUGCUAAUCACGUUCCUUUGUCUCUCUUAGCGUACUUUUUCUGCAAUCUGCAAAUCAAAUACCUUUGAUAGUUUUUCUUUUUUCUUUUAUCUUUUUAAGUAGCUGUGUAAAUCACAUAUGCCUGGUGAUUGCUGUUUUUAUUUGUUAGCUUGGCCGCUUAUGCGGUCAAUGUAAGCAAGGGUGAAAAGAACGGAAUUUUUUGGAUGGUUAUGUAAAUAAUACUCGUCGAAUUUUUACAUUUAAGUUUGUUUUUGUUGAUACUCGUUUUGGUUA